This is a messenger RNA of Musca domestica (house fly), 9232 nucleotides long. Its product is annotated as neurofibromin-like. Gene Ontology annotation, biological process: regulation of GTPase activity. NCBI's taxonomy places the organism in Eukaryota, Metazoa, Arthropoda, Insecta, Diptera, Muscidae. The transcript is spliced from 24 exons. Bases 460 to 8958 code for a protein of 2832 amino acids. The record is from RefSeq and is a predicted model, not a curated record.
CUGCAGUUGUUUGCUUCUCUCGCACAUUCGCACCACUCUCCUUGCCUAAAAAAACAUUCCACCAGCUGUCAAAUAGACCAACAAAAGACGAAGAAGCAAAGGCAUACACACACAUUUUCCUCAACUCGCAAAGCAAAUGAAAAACCUCAACUCUGUGAAAAAUUGUGAAAAUAUUUAUUGGAAAUUGUACAAAUUGCAAAAUUCGAAAUAAAAAAUAUCAAUGUGCUCCGCAUCGAGCACUCGCGCCGUGUGGAAGUGAAUGCAAAGAAUAAAGUGAAACCCAAUAAAAUCCAAUUGAAAAUUACGCGUCAUAGUCAAAAAUCUGUUCUGUAUAUACCUACCUAUCUAUACACAUCCGUUUGGUUAAAUUUCUUCACAAUCUGUUUUUUUUUCUUGUGGAGAAGAAUUGUUGAUUUAAUAGUUUUGGAAAAAAAUGUUAUAAAAAUCAAAGAUUAAAAAAUGGCCACACAAAAACCCGGAGAAUGGGCCAAUUCGUUGCUGGCCCGUUUUGAAGAUCAGCUUCCCAACAAAACAAAUGGUCCACAUGGCACCCAGGCUCGCAUGAGCCAGGAUCAAUUGGUGAAUUGUUUGAUUCACAUAUCGCGGUAUCGCUUCUCUUUGGUGAUAUCGGGUCUAACGAAAAUAUUACAACGAGUUAAUGAAGCGGCCAUACAAAAUCGCCACGAGACCGAUCGUUAUUACUUCGAAUCUCUUGUUAUCAUCCUAACCACACUGGAGAGAUGUCUAACCAAUCAGACAAAGGACACAGCACGCUUCGAAGAGGCGAUGAAUGUAAAGUUGCUGCUACGCGAAAUCACCCAAUUUAUCGAUGUCCAGAGUGAUAGUAACCCGAAUGCCGCCCAAUUGAAAAUUCUGGCAUCCAAAGUAUUGUUUGCCCUCUCGCAGAAUCAUUUCUCGGCCGUAUUCAAUCGUAUCUCGGCUCGUAUCCAAGAAUUGGCGGCAUGUUCGGAUGAGAAUCCUGAUUAUUCGGAUAUUGAGUUGAUACAACACAUCGACAUGGAUAUGACCAAGUUGACGAAGUUGCUGCAGGAGACAAUAACGAAAUUUCGUUCGAAGAGGGCACCGCCUUUGAUACUUUUAAAUUCCAUUGAGAAGGCCAUAUGGAAUUGGAUUGAAUAUCAUCCGCAGGAGUUUCAGGAUUUGCAGAGGGGCAUGAAUCGGGAUAUAUCAACAUGCUGGGAGCCGUUGCUGGAUUUCGUGGAGGCCUAUAAGGCCGAGAACAAAAAGAGCAAGACCACUGUCUGGCCUCUGCAAAUGUUGUUGCUAAUUUUAAAUCCGGCCUGCCUGGAAGCCACCGUCAAUGAGCUGCAGCAAUGUGAAAAGGAAAAGGACAAAAUGGCCUCCAAGACGCAGUCGCGAGACAAAGAUUUCUCGGCCAAACAAUUUAUUGAGAGUGUCAAACGUGGCCUGGGUCCUCACUCCCCCUCGAAACUGGUCACCGAAUCAGCGGCCAUAGCCUGUGUAAAACUAUGCAAAGCUGCCACCUAUGUGAAUAUCAACGAUUCGAACAACGUCAUCUUUAAAUUGGUGCAAUACAUAAUCAACGACAUCAAGGCUUUGCUGUUCAAUCCCGUCAAGCCCUUCUCCAGGGGCCAGGGUUACAAUUUUGCCGAUAUAGAGUUAAUGAUUGAUUGUUGGGUUUCCUGUUUUCGCAUUAAUCCCCAUAACAUAGAGGCUUUGAAGGUAUGCCUGAAUCUGAAUUCGCCGCAGGCCUAUCAUUUUGUUAUUGUUUGUUCGUUACUGAGGCUGGCCCACAUCUAUGUUGACUUUAGAUUACAGAAUAAAAACCCUUUCCGGGUGGUAAAUCAACCACGUCUGCCCUGGUGGCCUCAAACGGAUGUGGUACACUAUCGGUCGGCCGAGAUGAGAGCUCUCUUCACCGAUACCCUUAACAAGGCCACCCAGGGCUAUAUAGCCCACACACCGCUGAGAAUGAUUACCUCUUUGACAUUGAAAACCAAAGAUACGCAAAAAGUUUUGGCCCGUUCUGAGGAGGGGCCAGCCCAUAAAAUGUUAUUGUUGUUGUUAGUACGUUUAAUACAUGCCGAUCCCACCUUAUUGUUAAAUACCCAGGGCAAAGUAGCACACGAAGUACAAAGUUCAACUCUCGAACUCAUCAAUGGUCUUGUUAGUUUGGUUCAUCAACCGUCCAUGCCAGAUGUGGCCCAGGAGGCCAUGGAAGCCCUGCUGGCUUUACAUGCACCCGAAAAAAUCGAAGUUUGGAAUCCAGAGGCUCCCAUUAAUACGUUUUGGGAUGUCAGCUCCCAGGUCUUGUUUUCCAUUUCACAAAAGUUAAUCCAACAUCAAAUAGCCAACUAUACCGAUGUCCUGAAGUGGUUACGUGAAAUCUUGAUAUGUCGCAACACCUUCUUGCAAAGGCACAAGGAUUAUGCCCAUGUCGGAAGUCAAAUAGCCAUCUGUAAACAGGCUCACAUUAAAUUGGAGGUGGUAUUUUUUAUGUAUCUCUGGUCAGUGGAUUUGGAUGCGGUGCUGACAUCAUUGUCCUGUUUUGGUUUGUUGUGUGAAGAGGCUGAGAUAUGUUGCGGCUCGGAUGAAUUGACGGUGUCAAUGCUUGUGCCGAACUAUAUGAUCUAUCAGGAAUUGGCUCAACUGUCAUCGGCUGCCACGGAUUCCCGUAUUUGUUUCUACGAUAACAGUCAUGGCAACGUUCUAAAUCGGCUACACCUGCAAAAGCGCAUUAUGCAGCUGCUACGGAAGAUUGAGCACUGUGUUCAUGGUGUACAGCCUGCCUGGGAGGAGACUUUUAGAAAUUGGGAAAUCAUGAGUAAAAUGCUGCAAACCUACCCGAAGUGUAAAACCGAAGACGGCCAAGCAGAGCUGUUCCAUCGCGGCGUGGGAAAACGCCGAGCCAGCCAUCAAAGUUCCGAACAUGAUAUUGAGGAGCAAAUAACAGAAUGGGCCAACAUGACAUGGUUUCUGCUGGCCUUGGGUGGUGUUUGUUUAAUUAAACGUCGCCAACAAGCUGUGGCAGCCCAGGCUUCACAGUUAUCCCUAGCCCAUCAGGCUCCCUUUCAUCCAUAUUCCCAAAGUUUUGGUUCACUGCAACAGAAUCUGCCGCCCCAGGUCCAUAUACAUCAGGGUUCGAUUAGUUCAUUGGCACAAAAUUCCCUGCAUUCGCUGUCCAGUUCAUCCAGUUCGGGUAGGGGUUCGUUGAAUCCGAAUUCAAUUUCCUUGGCCGGAGUGCCACAGGGUCCACAGCAGGAGGUGCAAUAUUGUCCGGUGACACAAUUCAUUGGGCAACUUUUGAGGCUCUUGGUUUGCAGCAAUGAAAAAAUCGGUUUGAACAUCCAAAAGAAUGUCAAAGAGCUGGUGGGCGAAGAAAUGUCCACCUACCUUUAUCCCAUCCUGUUUGAUCAGAUACGUUCGAUUGUUGAGAAAUUUUUCGAUCAACAUGGCCAGGUCAAUGUCACGGAUAUCAAUACCCAAUUCAUCGAACACAUUAUCUACAUUAUGAAAUCGAUUUUGGAUCCCAAACCGAGUAAAGAUCCCAACAAUGACCAACCAUCGACGGCGGAAAAUUUGGGUGUGACCAGCAUCGAAGGUAUGAUGUUGGGUAUUGUGCGCUAUGUGAGACAUUUGGAUAUGACGGUCUAUGCCAUACGGAUAAAAACCAAGCUCUGCCAAUUGGUGGAGGUUAUGAUGAAACGACGGGAUGAUUUGGCAUUUAGACAGGAAAUGAAAUUUCGUAAUAAAUUGGUGGAGUACCUGUCGGAUUGGGUUAUGGGCACCUCACAUCAAAUUGCACCGCCCAGUUCAACAGAUCCUUCGAUGAUUACCAAUACCUCUUUGAUUUUCCGUGACUUGGAUCAGGCCUGCAUGGAGGCAGUGGCUGCCUUGCUAAGAGGUCUACCCCUACAACCUGAAGAAUCUGAUCGUGGCGACUUGAUGGAUGCCAAGAGUGCCCUCUUUCUCAAAUACUUUACCUUAUUUAUGAAUCUCUUGAACGAUUGCAUCGACAGCUCCGAGGCUGAAAAGGAGCUCAACAAUCCCCCACUGCUACCACCUCGCCCCCGUUUAGCUGCUGGCAAACUAACGGCCUUACGCAAUGCCACCAUACAGGCCAUGUCGAAUUUGUUGGGAGCCAAUAUCGAUUCGGGGCUAAUGCACUCAAUUGAUCUGGGCUAUAAUCCGGAUUUACAAACUCGGGCGGCUUUCAUGGAAGUCCUAACACAAAUCUUGCAACAAGGUACCGAAUUCGAUACUUUGGCUGAAACCGUUUUGGCAGAUCGUUUUGAACAGCUAGUUCAGCUGGUCACCAUGAUCAGUGAUAAGGGAGAGCUACCCAUUGCCAUGGCUUUGGCAAAUGUGGUGACCACAUCGCAAAUGGAUGAAUUGGCUAGGGUGCUGGUAACCCUAUUUGAUGCUAAGCAUUUACUCUCACCCCUUUUGUGGAAUAUGUUCUAUCGUGAAGUGGAGGUGUCGGAUUGUAUGCAGACCCUGUUUCGUGGAAAUUCGCUGGGCAGCAAAAUAAUGGCAUUUUGUUUUAAAAUUUAUGGGUCGGCAUAUUUGCAAUUGUUGCUGGAACCGUUGAUAAGGCCUCUACUGGAUAAUCCAAAUACAUCGUUUGAAGUGGAUCCGGCUAGACUCGACCCAGGCGAUGAUUUAGAUGUGAAUCGCCGCAAUUUGAUAGCCUUGACGAAAAAGGUCUUUGAUGCCAUUACAAAUUCAGUCGAUCGUUUUCCACCCCAGCUGAGAUCUAUGUGCCAUUGCCUUUAUCAGGUGCUCAGUAAAAGGUUUCCCAAUUUAUUGCAGAACAAUAUUGGAGCUGUGGGCACCGUAAUCUUCCUGCGCUUCAUAAAUCCCGCUAUUGUCUCCCCCCAAGAACUGGGCAUUGUUGGCAAACAGGUGCCGAGCACCGUGAAACGUGGCCUCAUGUUGAUGUCGAAAAUCCUGCAAAAUAUUGCCAAUCACGUUGAAUUCUCCAAGGAACAGCAUAUGUUGUGUUUCAAUGAUUUUCUGCGGGAGCAUUUUGAGGCUGGGCGGCGAUUCUUCAUACAAAUUGCGUCGGAUUGUGAGACUGUAGAUCAAACCUCGCAUAGCAUGAGCUUUAUAUCGGAUGCCAAUGUUUUGGCUUUGCAUCGGUUGCUGUGGACACAUCAGGAGAAAAUCGGCGAUUAUUUGUCAAGUAGCCGGGAUCACAAGGCCGUGGGAAGAAGACCGUUCGAUAAAAUGGCAACGCUGUUGGCGUAUUUGGGACCACCCGAGCACAAGCCCGUCGAUUCACACAUGAUGUUCUCUUCCUAUCCCCGCUGGAGCUCCAUUGAUAUGUCCUCGACAAAUUUCGAGGAAAUCAUGGUUAAACAUCAAAUGCAUGAAAAGGAGGAAUUCAAGGCCCUUAAGGCCAUGAAUAUUUUCUAUCAGGCGGGUACCAGCAAACUGGGUUAUCCGGUGUUCUAUUACAUAGCCAGGAGAUAUAAAAUUGGUGAAACAAAUGGCGAUCUUUUGAUUUAUCAUGUCAUCUUGACAUUGAAGCCCUUUUGCCAUUCCACCUUCGAGGUAGUCAUUGAUUUCACCCAUGUCAACUCGGAUAAUCGGUUCCGCACAGAAUUCUUGCAAAAAUGGUUCUAUGUAUUGCCGGCGGUGGCCUAUGAAAAUGUCCAUGCGGUCUAUAUUUACAAUUGCAACUCUUGGGUGAGAGAAUAUACCAAGUUCCAUGACCGGAUAUUGGCACCAUUGAAGGGCAAUCGCAAAUUAAUGUUCUUGGACUUGCCCAACAAACUGAAUGACUACAUCGACCCGGAUCAACAAAAACUGCCCGGUGCCACAUUGUCUUUGGAUGAAGAUCUCAAGGUGUUCAGUAAUGCCUUGAAGUUGAGCCACAAGGAUACCAAGGUGGCCAUCAAAGUUGGUCCCACCGCUUUGCAAAUAACCUCGGCGGAAAAGACCAAAGUCUUAGCCCACUCCGUGCUGCUGAAUGAUGUCUACUAUGCCUCGGAAAUCGAAGAAGUAUGCCUGGUCGAUGACAACCAAUUCACCCUGUCCAUUGCCAACGAGAGCGGUCAAUUAAGUUUCAUACACAACGAUUGUGACAACAUUGUCCAGGCCAUUAUACACAUACGCAACCGUUGGGAGCUGAGUCAACCGGAUUCGGUGACGGUGCACCAGAAGAUCAGACCCAAGGAUGUACCGGGAACUCUGCUAAAUAUGGCCCUACUUAAUUUGGGUUCAGCUGAUCCGAAUUUACGUACAGCGGCCUAUAACUUGCUGUGCGCCCUGACGGGAACGUUUGAUUUGAAAAUUGAGGGUCAACUCCUGGAGACUCAGGGUCUGUGCAUUCCCUCCAACAACACCAUUUUCAUUAAAUCGGUCAGCGAAAAACUGGCCACAAAUGAACCGCAUCUGACAUUGGAGUUCCUUGAGGAAUGUAUCCAGGGCUUCCAGCGCAGUACCAUCGAAUUGAAACAUUUAUGUUUGGAAUACAUGACUCCAUGGCUCAAGAAUCUGGUGAAAUUUUGCAAAUCCAACGAUGAUGCCAAGAAGGUGAAGGUCUCUCAAAUUCUGGAUAAACUUAUCUGCCUGACCAUCGAACAAAAGGAAAUGUAUCCCUCGGUGCAGGCGAAGAUAUGGGGUUCCAUUGGCCAAAUUCCGGAACUUAUUGACAUGGUGCUGGAUAACUUCCUCUACAAAUCUGUUUUUUAUGGCCUGGGAUCGCCUCAGGUGGAGAUUAUGGCCGACACCGCUGUGGCUUUGGCCUCGGCCAAUGUCCAGCUGGUUUCGAAGAAAGUCAUUACCCGCAUGUGUCGUGUCAUGGACAAGACCUGUACCAGCCCUCUGCCCUGCCUGGAAAACCACCAGACAUGGGAUGACAUUGCCAUAUUGGGUCGUUACUUACUUAUGUUGUCGUUCAACAAUUGCCUCGAUGUGGCCACCCAUUUACCCUAUCUUUUUCACACCAUCACCCUACUAGUCUGCUCGGGAUCGCUCUCGAUGAGGGCCUCCACCCAUGGUUUAGUUAUAAAUAUUAUACAUUCAUUGUGUACCUGUACCAAGCCGAUUUUCUCCGAAGAGGCCCAGCGUGUCUUGCGUCUGUCCUUGGAUGAAUUCUCGCUGCCCAAAUUCUAUUUACUCUUUGGCAUUAGCAAGGUGAAAUCGGCUGCUGUCACUGCAUUCCGUUCGAGUUGUCGCCAUCCACCGGACAAGUGGUUGGGCAAUGAACGGGUUUCGCAAAAUUUGCCACCCGAUAGAGAACGUCUCUCGCUACCGUCCCUGGAAGUAAUUACCGAUGCAUUGCUUGAAAUAAUGGAGUCAUGUAUGAGGGAUAUUCCCGAUUGUCAAUGGCUGCAGACAUGGACGGCCUUGGCAAGGAAUUUUGCCUUCGCCUUUAAUCCAGCCUUACAGCCAAGGGCGUUGAUUGUAUUCGGCUGCAUCAGUAAAAGUGUAACCGAUCAGGAGGUAAAGGAGUUGCUAAAGGAACUAGUCAAGGCUGUGGAGGCUUUUACUGAUAUUACACUGAUUGAGGCCAUUGUUAUGUGUCUGACACGUAUCCAGCCUCUUUUGAGGCCGGAUUCUCCCAUACAUCGCAAUCUCUUUUGGGUGGCCAUUUCUGUUCUGCAACUGGAUGAGGCUAAUUUAUAUGGAGCCGGCCUGGCAUUGCUGGAACAAAAUCUGCAUACCCUCAAGUCUCAGGGCUGUUUCGAUAAUGCCCAUUUGGCAGAGGUAAUGAUGGGUACCCGAGAAAAACUGGAAUACCAUUUCAAGCAGCUGGAUCAUGCUGUGGGUCUUUCGUUCCGCAGUAAUUUCCAUUUUGCUUUGGUGGGACAUUUGAUCAAGGGUUUUCGCCACCCCACUCCCACCACAGUGUCACGCACCUCCCGCAUUUUGACGAUUCUUUUGGGCAUCAUUGCCAAACCCUGUAGGCGUGAUAAAUUCGAGGUAACACCCGAUAGUGUGGCAUAUCUAACUGCCUUGGUGGCGGUUUCGGAAGAGGUUCGUUCCAGAUGUCAUGUCAAACAUGCUCUACCCCGUUGGCCUGCCGAGAUGCCCACAGAAAAUGGCAGUGGUGGUGGUGGAGCCACAGAUCAGGCAGCCACCACAAAUGGCACACAGAAUGGCAGCAUGGCAUUGUCGCGACGCCAGAAGUCCUGGGACAUACUCGAUCAAUCGGCAUUGAAUUUGGCCCGUCAUCAUAAAGUACCUGCACCACCGAAUGCUCGAGUUUUAUUCAAAACUCAACGCUCGUUUUCGGUACCCACCACCAAAGAUCCAAAUAAUGCGAGUGGAAUCGAAGAACGUCAGGAACGUGGUUCACGCACCUCCGUUUCAAAUGAAUCGAAUGUUUUGCUCGAUCCCGAAGUCCUACCGGAUCUAUCGAUACAGGCCUUGGUAUUGACCGUGCUGGCCACCCUGGUGAAAUACACCUCAGAUGAGAAUGAGACACGAGUGCUCUAUCAAUAUCUUGCCGAGGGUUCGGUGGUGUUUCCCAAAGUUUUUCCCGUCAUCCACUCUUUAUUGGACCAAAAAAUCAACAACAUCCUGUCGGUAUCCCACGACCAGGUUGUCCUGAACUCAGUACAAAGCAUCAUUCAAAAUAUGUUGGCCAGCGAGGACCCAUCGCAGCAGCAGUUGCAUUUUCUGCAAAGUUGUGGUUUUGGAGGCCUGUGGCGUUUCGCCGGUCCCUUUACCAAGUACAAUGUUAUGGGUGAAUGUUCAGAGCUGUUUGUAAAUUGUCUGGAGGCCAUGGUGGCCAUAUGUUUGCCCGGGGAUGACCAACAAACGCCAAUUGUUCCUUUGGUGCGACCCUACAAUCUCAGUUCCAGUCUCAGCAGUCUUACUUUAGGGUCGCCCACGGAUAAAGCUUUCUCAUCGGAAUCAUUAGAUCAUGAAUUCGGCGGCAGUGUAAGCUCCCUCCGCCGUGCCUCACACAGCAAAGCACGCGCCAAGCACCGCUUCACCGAUAGCCCAUCCCAUAACAAUUAACAAAGAUUCUGGAUGAUAGAAACACAGGCACCCAUCAUCUACAUCCGGGCCAAGAAUUUCAAACGUCUAACCAUCAUUCACACUCACCGCCACUAGCGAUAGCGUUUACUAACCUCAAAUUCAACUGAGAUCACCUAAAAUUAAUUAAUCGAACACAGAAACAAACCACCACCAUCACCACCAAGUAGUAGAACCAAAACUUAAACUAACUGUUAUAUAACACAUUAUUUAAUAAUUGUUAAAAAAAAUGAAAGAAAAUCACGUAUUUUGUAAA